GAAAAGACAGGCUUUUGGGCUAUCAGGGGACUGAGCUUAUGGCUGAGAACUUGAGGGGGUGAGCCAUCCUGCAAAUCCCUUCUCAUAAGACACACCAUCCAGAGCCCCCCAUCUUAAGUGGAGGUGCAUCACCCACAAUUAUGUCCUAGAGAUGAUCAUUUGGUGAAAGAGAGAUGGUCAUUUGGUGAAAAGAGGAGGAUGGAAAGACUGUCUGUGACUGUCUUGGGUCUUUCUAGCAUCCCUCUUCCCUCUCCCACAGUGGCUCUGAAGCAAUCACCCAAUCCUAGAGCAUGUGGGAUUGGGUUACAAAGAACCGGGUGGGGGCAGUUGAAAGAGAAAAAAGUCACAAAAGGAACUUGUGGGAAGGGAGGAGGAGGCCUUGAUGGUAUGCAUUAGAGCUGGUCUUUUCUGAUUCCAGUGGGACCUCUCUCUGCCAACCUCCACUAGGAGUCUCAAAAGACUCAGCCCUGCUUCAUCCAGACUCCUCUCCCUAAGUGAGUCAAUGAGACAACUUCCUCCAUCCCACAACCUAAACAACCACCCCUUGGGCUAUUCCUUUGCAAACUUCUCUUUCAAGACAGUCUUUGAAGUUCCUUUUACUGGAAUUUUUUUUUUCUUUUUUUUUUUGCAGUAAAUGGGGAAGGGGAGACUCAAUGCAGCCUUUACCUUGGUCUCUACCUGCCCUACCACCAUGUCUUGCCUUUGCCAUAAAACAAAAUAGCUUAUUUUUCUCUGAGCUCCUCCAUCCAGUUUGUCUCGACCGUCUGGGAAGUUAGGGCAACCACUCCAGAGACCGGGACAUUCAGCGCGUCAGCGCGCAGACCCGGCCCCAAGGUGUGUGGGCGAGCAGACAGACCCCCAGUGUUCCGGGACCAGGCGGACGCAGCGCGCGUGGGUGGGGGGAAGGUGGAGAUGGCCGGGGGUGAGGCAGAGUGGGGCCGUCUGCUCCAAGGCCGGGACUGCGGAGCUAGGGCUUGAGCAGCUAGGCAGCUGCAACCCAUUAGGGGCGGUGAGCUCAUGGCUGAGCGAGAGUCUCAGCCACAGGAAACAGCAGCGGCAGGAGGGGAGGAGGGGUCUGGGGAGGGAGGCGGCGGGCGGGAGCACGGCGACCCAGCCUCCUGCCGGCGGGGACCAGAGAGGAGACCAGAGAGACUGAGUCAGCUCUCCCUGGCCCAGUUCCUCUUUCUUUUUCCUCCAGCCUCCCUGCCAGAGGGUGCCCUUCCCUCCGUAGAGGGGCGGCCCCAGUAGUGCCCCUGCCCCUCCUCCACUCCCUGCAGUGAGCUCCCCCUGGCAAGGCCUCUCCCCCUCCUUCACUCUGCAGGGAGCGCCCCCUUGGCCAUGCCCCCGCCCUCUUUGCAGUGGGCGCUCUCUCUGGCAGUGCCCACUCUUGCAGCGAUGCUUCAGAGUACUCUGCAGUGAAAGUUCCCAGGGCAGUGUUCACUCCUAUUGGUGUGGGCUUCUUCUUAGCGGUACCCUCCAGCUUCCAGCGCCCCAAGUUGAUUCUGCCAGGGUCCCCUACCCCCUGCAGGGCGCUCCGGCUCAUGUUCCCCACUCUCUGCUGCAGGAGUGCCCUGAGGCAGCCCUUCAGUUCCCUGCAGCAAGAGCUCUGGGGCACUUCCCUCCCCCACAAACUCCGGUCGGCUCUGGCAGUGUCACGCCCCCUGGUUCUGUGAGCUCCCCCUAAGCACCCCCAACUACCCUGAGGCAGCCCUUUUUCUCUGCGGGAAUCUCCCUCUUUGGCCAUGCCCCUGGCCCCGUCCCAGCCACAGCUGUGGCCGGUCCCCCAGGGCCGGAUGGGUGGGCCUGCCUCACCGGGUUGGGGACAGGGAUGGAAAAUGGUGGUUCCAUGCAGGUCAGUUCUCAUGACCCGAGGGGCCGGGCCUCUUCCAGGGACGCUGCAGGACCAACCCGCAGGGGUCUCCCGCGGCCUCCUUAACGUGAAGACAAUGAGGAUGAAGACUUUUAUGAUGAGCCUCUUCCACUAUAGGAAUGCCUCUCCUCAUCUCCUGACUGUCUUGGCCUCGGCAAGAAGAACACCCGUCCCUACCCAGCUGUCUUCAGCUCCUGUCCUUCCUCCCAGCUGCCAGAGAAUUAUCAGCAGGAGGAAUGGCACCAGCUGUGACCCGGCUCCUUUUCCUUCAGCUUGUUCUAGGGCCAACUCUGGUCAUGGACAUCAAGACGCAGAUUGGCAAAAAGAAAUUCUAUGCUUUAAACAUUGACUAUCCCAGGGUUAUCUUCCCAAAGGGUUUCCAGGGCUAUUGUAAUGGUCUGAUGUCCUAUAUGCGGGGCAAGGUGCAAAAUUCGGAUUGCCCAAAGAUCCAUUAUGUGAUACAUGCCCCUUGGAAGGUCGUCAAGAGGUUCUGCAAGUAUAGUGACAACUUCUGUGAUAAUUACAAUGAAUACUGCACGCUCACCGAGGAUUCCUUCCCCAUCACGGUCUGCUCCCUGAACUACCAACAGCCACCCACCAGUUGCUACUACGAUAGCACCCUGACCAACCAGAAGCUCUACCUACUCUGCUCCCGCAAGUAUGAAGCUGAUCCAAUAGGUAUCAUCGGUCUCUAUUCGGGAGUUUAAUUCCUGAGUCAUUCCCCAACCUCUACCACCACAGACCAGCCUGUCUCCAUUUCCAACACUCUGAUUCCUGUAACAAGACUUCCUUCCUGACUUCUGAGGCAGGCAGAGUCCCCUCCCAAGAGACCAGGUGGGUGGGAAAAUGUCCAGGGCUUUGAUCACCAUGCGAAGUGGUGCUACCUUCUAGGUUCUUUCCAGCUUGUUUACCCCCUCUUCACCCCCACCUCCUCAUCAUCCUCCCUCUCCCAGAGACAGUAAAACCCACCCAAGAAGUUGACUGUGUCCAGUUGGCAGUGACUGUCCACCCACUGGGCCAGAUCCUAAGUCCUGGAUGGAGGCCCAGGGCCUCAGCUCACACCAUGGCAACAGGCACCAGCUCCGAGUCUCACCUCCCCAUUCCCACCACCCUUCUCGUCUCAGCCUCCCCUAGUUCCCUUAUAAUUCCCUCCACUCACGCACCUACUCAGGGGAUAUGGCUAGCUAUAGGAACCUCCCUGAGGCCUACAGACUCAUGUUAGCCUCACUUCCCCACAACCCCCAGUUUCCAGCCUGUUUCUCUCUGUGAAAUCAUUGUUUCUCCCUUCAUAUAACUUUCCUCUCCUCUUUCCUCUUACUAUGGAGCCUAGGACUGUCUCUCCCCGCAACUCCCCACCACCUUAGUCACCCUGCCUUCCUUUUUCCAACCUCUUUUUCUUCCAGUCUUCUUACCUUGGCUCACUGGCAUUUCAAGGUAUCUUCUCUCAUCCAUUCCACAGAGGUUCCUGCUUCCCUUCUCUUCCAGAAGCUCCUCCCAAAUCCCCCAGACUCCAGAGUCUGCCCCUGACCAGGCAGGGAAUGAGGCAGGCCCAGCUCUAAUCAAACAUAAAUUUCUAAAACCACAUCUGAGUACGUAAGAUGUAACCAUUGGAGGAAACUGGGUGAAGGGCACAAGAGACCCCUCUGUACUAUUUUUUUUUUUGUAAC
Messenger RNA from Cercocebus atys (sooty mangabey), 3537 nucleotides. RefSeq names its product ribonuclease, RNase A family, 13 (non-active) (gene RNASE13). Gene Ontology annotation, molecular function: nucleic acid binding. The record is from RefSeq and is a predicted model, not a curated record. Lineage: Eukaryota; Metazoa; Chordata; Mammalia; Primates; Cercopithecidae. The transcript has 4 exons. Bases 2107 to 2577 code for a protein of 156 amino acids.